Messenger RNA from Drosophila suzukii, 1921 nucleotides. It is a transcript of the gene crc, whose product is annotated as bZIP transcription factor crc. Gene Ontology annotation, molecular function: RNA polymerase II transcription regulatory region sequence-specific DNA binding; DNA-binding transcription activator activity, RNA polymerase II-specific. Gene Ontology annotation, cellular component: nucleus. Gene Ontology annotation, biological process: regulation of transcription by RNA polymerase II. Lineage: Eukaryota; Metazoa; Arthropoda; Insecta; Diptera; Drosophilidae. The record is from RefSeq and is a predicted model, not a curated record.
CAGCAACAAUCAUUAUCGUUCCAAAUGAAACGCAAAAAGGUCCAAGUGUUAUUUUCUCCAACGUUUUCGGCAUUUAUAUCGACGUAAAGAUGGCUCUAUAGAUUGCGCGCAAGCAAAACCAAGCUGCACCUAGGUGCCCUAAACACAACAAAAUGGAAACGUAUAAAAAACAAUCUGCCAUCAUGGCAUCCUCACAACAACAAGAAACACCGCAACAACAACCAUUCACAUUCUUCGGACCGGACUUCAAUUUAUCAACAAAACACAUAUCUCUGACUUCUGAUUUUGAUUCUGAAUAUGGACGCAUCAUUUCAAGAAACAAUGGAGAGUUUACAAUUGCCCAAGGAGCUGUACUGGGACCUCAAGGUAGAGCCCCAGUCCCCAACAUCGGCGUUGGGCUCCGAUCUGCUCUCAUUCACUGACUCAGUAGACGCCGAGUGGCUGUGUGACGAUAACUUUGCAAAUGGCAUUAGUCUUAUUGGCGAUGAAGACGCUCUGAUCCUGAACGAGGCCGGCUCCCUCGAGCUGCUCAGCGACGAGGAGUUGGUUGUAGAGAUCUUCGACCUGAAGGAUGAAGAAUGUCUUCUGGACCAAAAGGCAGCCAUUAACUGCAUCGACUAUGAGAGGAACAGCUAUCAGCCCAUAAUCGAUGCUGUCAGCCAGCCGAUAAUACCCGUAAACAAAGUACCAUUCGCUGCAUCUUCCGUCGCUGCUUCACUGGUUUCUUCCGCCGAUUACCAGCUCGGCGAUCCCCCAUCCCUUGUUCUGCAGCAAUUGACGCCGCCGCAGUCCCCGCCCCAAUUCGAUGCUUACAAACAGCCAGAGGAAUCGCCACAGCCCGUGCCUGUUAAGGCCGAGCAGAAGGUGCAAUGCUAUACUCCUGAUGCUACAAGUGCGGCAGCCGCCACGCCCUUCAACUUCAACAACUGGGUGGGCGGCAGCGAAAUCGCCCGCGAGAACCAACUGGUCGAUGAUAUCGUCAAUAUGCGUGCCAAGGAGCUUGAGUUGACCACAAACUGGCCGCAGUUCAAUGACGACUGCGAAUCUCAGGCCUCUUCCUCGCUGGAUAGCAGGAGCACAGGCAGCGGAGUGAAUGGAAGCAUCGCCGACGUGGACGAGGACUGGCUGCCAGAAACCACCAGCAGUUGCUCCUCCCCAGCUCACACUUCUGUGGAGCAGUCUGCGGCCAAGCCAAAGAAACGUACUCGCACCUACGGUCGCGGUGUCGAGGAUCGUAAGAUCCGGAAAAAGGAGCAGAACAAGAACGCUGCCACACGGUACCGCCAGAAGAAGAAGCUCGAAAUGGAGAACGUGCUGGGCGAGGAGCAUGUACUGUCCCAGGAGAACGAGGAGCUUCGCCGCACUCUGCAGGAGCGUCGCAACGAGAUGCGCUAUCUGCGUCAGUUGAUUCGCGAAUUCUACCAAGAACGCAAGCGCUAGGCGUUAUCCUUUGAUUCAUCCAAAUUUUAAAUGUCGUUUGCAAAGUUAUCGUUAUCGUUAGACCCAACACUCUCCCACAUUCUUUUAACAACUGCAUAAUGUUUCAACGUAACCCCCAUAACAACAACAAUCACCAGAUUACCCAAAGUUUUGGAAAACAACCAUGCACGCAGUCUGUCUUGGCCCUCAUUUUUUGGCACUUAUGACGAGUCUCCGAAUUCGGAAAUAUCCUAUGCCAAUGGUGGCCAAUGGCAAGUCUAAACCCCAAGCGACACAGGUCAAUUUGCAUUCUCGAAAACCUUUUUGAGUUGUUUUUUGUGCAAAUAGGCCUGUGACGCGACUGCUGUACUAGUUUGAAAACCAUUUUAUUUUUUGACAAAUGUAGUAGAUUUACUUUAUUGAUUUUUCAACAGUAUGUAAUACAGAAUAUUAUUCAACAUGUAUCAGCAAUAAAUCAAAAGGGUUUUUAAAAGAAAAAUUA